Messenger RNA from Pyrus x bretschneideri (Chinese white pear), 1716 nucleotides. Its product is annotated as probable protein S-acyltransferase 1. The transcript is spliced from 5 exons. Gene Ontology annotation, cellular component: endoplasmic reticulum; Golgi apparatus. The record is from RefSeq and is a predicted model, not a curated record. The coding region runs from base 146 to 1528 and encodes 460 amino acids. Lineage: Eukaryota; Viridiplantae; Streptophyta; Magnoliopsida; Rosales; Rosaceae. Gene Ontology annotation, molecular function: protein-cysteine S-palmitoyltransferase activity. Gene Ontology annotation, biological process: protein targeting to membrane; peptidyl-L-cysteine S-palmitoylation.
GAGAGAGGAAGCCGCAAACCUAACCCAGAUGAUAAUGUAAAAGAGAGCAUCCUCCUCCUGCAAUCACAGCUGCGUUUUAAUCUCAUUUCAUUCGCUUAUUAACUCGCAGAUAAAAAAUGGUGCUAUCAUUUUGACGCAGGUAUAUAUGCGAAUAAAAGGAGUUGAAGAUACCAAAAAAUCAAAAUCAAAAUUAAAAGAAGAAAUGAACAGGGAAAAGGGCCAAGUUUGCGAUGCUCCCUUCGACGACACAGCCCCGGCGGCCCCUCCUCCUCCCGAAAAAGAAAGGCUAUACCUAGUGUGGCAGGGUAACAAUAAAUUUUUGUGCAGUGGAAGAAUAGUAUUUGGUCAUGACGCUGCAUCACUGUUUCUAACAAGCUUUUUGAUUGGAUGUCCUGCACUAACAUUCUGCAUAAGAAUGUUUGUAAAGAUGAGACGACAAGAUGGACAUUAUGACUAUUCCGUACUAGCUGGGGGAAUAAUCCUCACUGUUUUGGAUUUCACCUUUCUGUAUUUGACUUCCGGUAGAGAUCCUGGUAUAAUUCCGAGGAACGCACGACCACAAGAAUCAGACGAGUCAUAUGACGGUUCUACCCCUUCAAUGGAGUGGGACAACAACAAAGCCUCCAGUUUGAGAAUACCUCGAAUAAAGGAUGUAACGGUCAAUGGCCACACAGUGAAGGUCAAAUUUUGUGACACCUGUUCGCUGUAUCGUCCACCACGUGCCUCUCAUUGUUCCAUCUGCAACAACUGUGUUCAGAAAUUUGAUCACCACUGUCCAUGGGUGGGUCAGUGUAUUGGAUUACGCAACUAUCCGUUUUUCAUUUUAUUUAUUUCGUCAUCGACGUUGCUGUGCAUAUAUGUGUUUGUGUUUUCGUGGAUCAACCUUGUCCGAGAAAGUGGCACUCUGUGGAGGGUCAUGGCGCGAGACAUCGUAUCAGUUAUUCUUAUAGUGUACUGCUUUGUAGCAGUCUGGUUUGUUGGUGGCCUUACAGUUUUCCAUAUCUAUUUAAUUUGCACAAACCAGACAACUUAUGAAAAUUUUCGAUACCGUUACGAUAAGAACGAAAACCCCUAUACAAAAAGACUACCAGAAAACCUGAAAGAAGUGUUCUGCUCAAGGAUUCCUCCCUCGAUGGUUAACUUCAGAGAAUGGGUUUUGGUUAAGGACAUCGACGUCGACAUGGGAAGGGCAUCCAUCGCUUCAGAAAGCAACAGAGGCUUCAUCGCCUCGAAAGAGAAAUUUGCCAUAGAGAUGGGAAAUAAGUAUGGAAAGGAUCAUCGCGGAGUUCCAAGUAUUUUGCAGAAACUGGACUACAGUGGCAUUGAUGAUGGUAACAUGAAGAAGAAACGGAACAAUAAUAAUUUGAGUGGCGGGGGUUUUAACGAUAAUAAUCUAAAGAAAGGGACUAAGGCGGCUGAAGAAAAAACAAGUUCAGAUGACCAUCGGGAGAGGAUGAGUAGUUCGGACCUAGGAUCAGUUAAUUCAUCUACUAAUGGUAAUGAAAAGAAGACUACUCAUCAGCAAUAGUUCCAAUACAAUUGGACUCCAUCCAUCCAUCCAUCCAUCACUAGCAUGCUUGUUUUCCAGACAAAUAAAGGUAGUGUUUCUCGAUCUUUUUCUCUGUGUAACUUUCCAUCAAGAAUUCAAGAUUGAUCAAGACAUAUAUUAUAUACAUUAGCUGAUGAUAAAAUUUCUCACACUACAAGAAAUAUGAG